UUUUUUAACCACUGAAAUACUGUACGCGAACACUUCUGACAGCAUUACAACAUUAAGCUAGCUGUACUGUAGCGGUGUUGAUGCUAUUUUCCUCAGCUAGCGUCUGUUAAAGUUAGCUAAAGGUUUAUCUUUGGAUUUGUGUUGUGUAUCUAAAGGAAAAUGUCAAAAAAGGCAAAAAAAAGAAGGCGGAGGGGCUUGUCAUCGUCAAGUGAAGAAGAUGAGAAGGAAUCCAAGAAACAAGAUCUUACCAAGAAUAACAAAAGUAGCAGGGGGAAGCCAGAUUUAAAAAAUCAGGAGAGAUUUGAAACAAAACCGGAAAAAAGUGCCUUUCCUUCCGUUAAAGAUGUUCCCCAAAGCACUCGCCAGAUUAAAAAGCCUGUCUACAGGCUGGCAAAAACACAAGAAAAAGACCAGGAACCUGUUAAAAAAGAAGAAGAAAGAACAAAACAAAAACAUGCCUCUCCACCAGACCUUGGGGGAAAAUUAUCUAGUAAAGCUAAAAAUGACAUUUCACGGAAAAAUAAAACUGUCAGUGGGAGUAAGACUGAGGAAGCAGGACCCUCAAAACACUUGCAUACUUCAGGUGCAGUUCCUCAGGGGACAGAGAAGACAUCUAAAGGCAGCUUGGAUGAGAAGUCUUCCCAGGGGACCCCAUCCAAAUUAAAAAAGCACCUAAUGAGUCCCAGUUUGGUUUGUGCUGAACAGAAAGAACAGGGGAAGAAUGAACUGAAGAAGUGCAGGGCCAAGGAACCACCGAGGACUGAAAAUGACAGCAAAACUGUCAAGACCAAGGAACCAAGCAAUAAUUCCUCCGUAUCCAAGGAUUCUGCGUGGGAGCAGAAGAGUGACGUCUUCAAGAAGAUGUGCCAUAGGCAUGAAGAAAACAAGGCCAAAAAGAGCAUGUGGAUAGAAGUUAAAACUCCCUCUGCCUCUACAACAACAAAGUCCUCCACUUCAGCCAAGCCCACUACCUCUACCUCUGUUAGUAGCUCAAAGGUGGUGAAAAAAGUCACAUUGGGGUCACAAAAUCCAUCAUCUUCUCAGGAACAAGUAUAUGCAGCCCCACCAUUUGUGCCUUUUAAAUUUAAGAUACCAAAAAAAGUUAAACCAACUCCAGUAGAAAGCACUGUUGAAAAGAAAGAAGCAAAAACUACAAAGAAAGGUCUUGAACCUGUGCCUGAGCUUCCAGAAACUGCAGCAUCAAGCAGCAAAUCUGAGGAGAAAACUGUUCAGCAAGCUCCCGUCUCUCCAGAUGUUACACCUAGUGUUUCAUCUGAAGGACAAGAUGAAGGCCCACCUUUGGCAGAACAACUUCCAAAUACGUUUCAUACUGUCCCAGCGCCGUGGUAUGACCAGAUGCAAGUGGUCGAAGAGCUUCAUCUUGCUCGCUCUCAGAAGAGAUUGGAGGUGAAUGUAAUGCAAAGCUAUGGGGAUCUCACCUGUAUGGACAUAGACCCUCCAGAAGAGGGAGGUGCAGACUGUAAACAACCUAACCAGCAAUACCUCAUCCUUGUCUUGGACACCAACAUUCUCCUCAGUCACCUGGAUUAUAUCAAAAAGAUCAGAAUGAACGGCCUUGGAGACCUGGGCUACCCGAUAGUCCUGAUCCCCUGGGUGGUGCUUCAGGAGCUGGACUCCCUCAAACGGGGGAGGGGCCUGUCAGGGUCUGUGGCCCACCUCGCUACUCCUGCCAUCUCGUACAUUUACAACUGCUUGAAGAGCCGGGCACCUUUCCUGUGGGGUCAGUCUAUGCAGCAGGCCAGCGAGAGCAACAAUGGUCUGAAUGCCGAGAAUAAUGAUGAUCGGGUGCUGCAGUGCUGCCUGCAAUACCAGAGUCUGUACCCAGAGUGUGCUCACAUCCUAUGCACUAAUGAUAAGAACCUGUGCAGUAAGGCCCUCCUGAGUGGAGUGAAGGCCUUGUGCAAGAUUGAUCUGGAGGCAGAGGUUGGGGGAUCCAAACAUGGCUUUCAUCCUCCGCAAAAUGUCGGCCCUCAGGUCCCAUCAGCAAUGCAAAACAGGAUCUACGCACCAGUCCAGCCACGCAUGCAAAGGACAGGACUCCAUACUGUAGAGGAGAACGAUAACAAGCGAGGGGAUGAGAGGCCAGUGUGGGACCCUAGCAGUGUUUCUGAACUAGAACAGUGUCUGCUCGAGGUGCUGUCAGAUGUGUUGGAGGUGGAGAUGAAGGCCGCUUUCGAAGACAUUUGGCUAGAUAUAGUUUACAUAAAACCUCCAUGGACUCUUCUAGAUGUUCUGAAAUGUUUUAAAAAGCACUGGAUUGCCGUCUUUGGGAACAUUGUCCCACGGAGGAAACAGCAAACUGUUUCAACCCUCAUCAACUUUUUCAAUUCAGGUGGCACAUCGCACUGUAGAGAUGCAUCAGCACUCCUCCGAGAUGCUAAGGAGCUUGUGAAAGCAUUUGGGAAAAGGUCAAGACGCGUUUCCGGUGCCAUCUCCAGAAUGGACAACAUUUUCAAUAAGCGACAACCACAGUGGGAAUCUCCUGCCAUCGAUGUUGUCAUGAAUGAAGAUGAUGAGUAUCAUAAUGAUGAAGAAGAAGAAGCGGAACAACCCACGCCUGCUCCUUUCUCGCACCAGGAAGUGUGGGCCCUGUUUGAACACCUCUGGUCUUAUGUGUUUCAGAUGAGCUUGGAAGUGUUCAAAGCUCUGGGCUUUGACCCUAACUCCAUGCAGAGCGCUCAGCCGGGGGGGGGUCCUGCGCCACCACAGGACGCCGUGGACUGUCUGCACAAUCUGUGCUGCAUAGUCUCACAGCUGCUCCAGAUCUUCAGCAGUGUCCUGUCAUCAGCCCCGCGGUUAGAGGAAGUCCAGACGCUGCUCAGCAUCCUUCACUCUAAUAAGAUUGUUAACUUGGACUCCAGAUUGACAGCCAAAGACUUCCUGGACUGUCUCGUACAACAAGACAACAGGGAGAAGCUCAGUAUCGGAGGGAACCAGUUAUUGGGGGUCAAAGAGGUCCUGGAUCGCUGUGUUGGGGUCACCUGUCAACACAUCAACUUCAACACAUCUCGGGCCUGAUGAUUCAGAAUUAGAGAGUCUGCACGUCAGCCAAUCAGAUGCACUAAAUAAACUGAUAUCCUUUACUUGAAGUGAAAACUGUCAAUUGCAGAGGUGUCUGCUCAUACUCUGGAUACUGAAGCCGUUUACCUUUUUUUAUUUUCCGUUAAAAUGUAUAAAAUGUUUCUUAUGAUAUUCUGCUUCACACAAAGGGAUGGAUGUCUAUGGAUUUUCUCCUUAUUUCUUAAGGGUGACACCUUUUGUUAAAGAGAGUAUUUUUCUGACAGUUUUCAGAGGUCAACUAUCAAGUGUUGCUUUCAAUGUUCUCCAAGAUUCCUUCAGCUACUUUACAUAUCGUUUUCAUAUUACCUGCCAAAUUACAGUUGAGCAAUCCUGUCUCAUGAUUUCAUCUUGCUUUUAUUGUUAGAAGUGAUCAGUUUGUAACCAAUCACAGCCCUGGCAUUAGUUGUUAUACAAACAUUUGAUUGCAGUUUGUUACAUAGUUCACAAACAUAGAGCUGGGUAUUUUUGCAUCAUAUGAAGGUAUGAUGAUGCAAAUUUCUGAAGUUCUAGGUUUACCCCACGGCCACUGUGAAAACUUAUUUGAUAUAUUUGACCGUAGUUAAUUUUAAUAUCUUUUCACUUUUUUUAAACACAGACAUAAUUAUCAGUUGGUUCAUAUUAUUUAUGAUUCUUAAACGUCAACAAAAGCUUUAGUUCACUGGUCCUAAAGUAAUAGUACGACAUUAAGGUAAAUAUGAGGAGAUGCAAACCUCAUUCAAUAUUAAGCUAGGCCUAGAUAAACUUAGCUUAGCAUAAAGACUGGAGGCAGGGAGAAGCAUCUCUCCUAGCUCUGUUCAAAGGAAACACAUUCAGCCCACCAGUUCUCAACACUUAACAUCUUGAUUGUUUUAUUCGCACACAAAGUAGAUUGUAAAGUUCAGUGUCCUCCUGUUUCACUGAAGAAAUAAUUGUCACAAACCAUGCUUUAGACUUAAUGCAACCAACUGCAAAUUAUACAGUAGCUUAGAGAUAAAACAAAGGUUUCAAACCAUAUUGUUAUAUAACCUUAAGUUGUUUACUGCCUGAGCUUUUUCCUCAAAUCAUGACUCUUUAAGGCCAAGCAAUGAUCUAGUAAAAAGCUGAAACAAAGUGGCAAUUUAUUUAUUUUAUAUUUUUCUACUGAAGCUAUCAGAGAGGUUGUCAUUUAAGAUGGGAGUCUACUUUGAAAACCAAUGAGUGUUCAGCUUCCGAAGGUUUUUGGUUGAUUUUUAAGUAGAAAUGUAAAUAAUUUGAGAACAGAAAAUAUAUUUUAUGUAAAAGAGUUAAAUGUUUACAACAAAUAAA
Messenger RNA from Trematomus bernacchii (emerald rockcod), 4365 nucleotides. RefSeq names its product SWT1 RNA endoribonuclease homolog (gene swt1). Lineage: Eukaryota; Metazoa; Chordata; Actinopteri; Perciformes; Nototheniidae. The coding region runs from base 160 to 3039 and encodes 959 amino acids. The record is from RefSeq and is a predicted model, not a curated record. Gene Ontology annotation, cellular component: nucleus. The transcript is spliced from 17 exons.